AUGGUCAGAAUCAAAUUUACCGGCCCACCAACGGCGGUCCGGCCGCAGCAUGCUCAGGCUCGCGCCGACUUGCUUUCAGACAAAAUAACUGCUGCGUCCUCUCCGCCAGUCGAACCACAAACUGCGGCAAGUGCCCUGACAAAUGUGAGUCCGGAGGAUGGCCUCGUUAUGCAGCAGCAGCAAAGCCUGGAGAUGGUGAAGAUCAUGCUCCAUGUAUCCAUCGGAACUUUGUUUUAUCUACGAGAGUUUUUACCGCUGCAAUGUUUCGAUGAUCGCGAUCUUAAAACGGCGCAACGGCAGCAGAAGUUCUCAUAUCGGGAGUUCAUCGAUAACGACUUCAACACCAGUGACCCUAACAGGAUUGCCAAUGGCACAUUUGGAACAGGCAAGAGAGGGCAGCCGUUAAAGAUCAUUAUCCGCAACUCCGAACCGAAGGCCGACAUGAUCCUCAAUGUUUUGGAAAUGGGUAUUUUUGACGCACUUAGCAAAAGUGUGCUGGAGGCGAUCCAACUUACCAUCAUUGCGGACAAAGAGGCACCCGAAAAUGUGCUUGAGUCAUAUACCUUCUCAUUCAGGUAUUCUGAAAAGUUAGGGGACUUGAGCAAACGCCUAGAAAGCCUAUCGAUACAGCCAUGUGGCUAUGUGGCUAAUAUGAAGUCUGCUUACACAGCCAGAGCAGGGCUAGAGAGCAUUGUUAGGCGCUUGAUAACCCUCAGCUCCUUUCUCCCUACUCUUCCGAAUAAACGUGCGCUUGGGGUCCAUCUAUUUUAUACCGAUGACUGCCCUCCUGAUUACGAGCCGCCUGGUUUUAGCGGUGCGAAAGAUGAUAUCAUAAAAUAUCCACUGACCGAACACUGGAUAAAAGAAUCUCAAGCUUGUGGUAGGAUGGAAAGCGGAUGGCAUACGCGCAGCGUUGGCCUCAAGGUGACUUCUCUCAAGUGGAUUGGACCAGAGCCGGAGGAAUCAGAGUCUAUACCACAGAUACCAGCUCACAUCGAAUAUACGGAUGCGGUGACCCGAGGUGAGGAUAUUGGAAUUGAGGAUGAAGAGAAUAAACUGCCAAGUUCCCAAAGCGAAGUCGGAACCUCGCAAGAGGCGACGCAGGACGUUGUUGAACGAGAAAGGCUACAGUCGAUGAUGCCUUCCCAGGAAGUGCAGUCUUCAAAUAUGGAUUUAACUUCGACGCAGCCCGUCAAGCCGUUGCUCACCACGGGAAACGGAGAUACUGAAACAAUAGGCAGUAUCGAGAAGUUUGUUCUUCGUGAAGAAAAAAUUGCGGAAUUGCGCGAGACUUCUAAAGCACAGAAAGUGAACGGUCAGGACCCGUUAGCUGUUAGAUGCCAGUGUGACUGGAAAGGAGAAGAGGAAGACAUGAUUAUGUGCAGUUUCUGCCAUACACGACAACACCGACUUUGCUACGGUUAUGUGGAAGCGUAUAAGUUUGGAGUUUCCGACGUGCACGCUUGUUAUCGAUGCUUGCUAGAACCGAGCGAAACCAAGAUCCUUGAGAGCUUGAACAAUGUAGUGCUAGCUCGAAGGGCUUUGACAUUGAUCUCAGAUGAAGGAAUUCCUAGUUCUAACAUGACAUUCGGCGAGAAAAUCCACUGCAGUGACAAGGCCGUUGCCCGACUAAAGGAGUUCCUAAAGAGGAAGGGAAUCUUUCAUUCUCCGCCUGGGUCCACGCCCAAGGAAAGCGUACGAAGAGGGCUGCCACCGUAUUGCAUUCCUGAUAAAGAGAGUGUCCGGAAAACGAUCAAGCAGGAUAUCAUGCAUCCCAUGGCGAAAAUUCAACACCAUUACGCAACACAAUAUGUCCCUCAACCCAUGGAGGCACUCAAUGCUCCCUUCAUUAGCGGAGCUGACGGCCUGGGCAAACUAAGUUCUCAGACGAAUGUCAUACCAGAGAGGAGCAACAGGAGAGAUGAACAACGAGCAAACGACCGCGACAGCUCCAUUGACUCACCUCAUCAAGCUUCCAGCUCUCAGCGUAGGACGAGAUCGUCCAAUGCCCAAGCCCUGCUCACGCCACAACCCGUCAAGGACACACCGGGACCGACGCGUAAGAGAACUAGGUCCUCCCAAAUCGGCCCUGAACCUCGCCCGAUCACUCCAUCGCAGUCAACAACCACUGACCUUGAGCGCGAAAGCGAGGGCCACCGACGCAGCGACCGUCAAAAGAGACGCAAAGUUAGCAAUUAUUCUAAUUUCAUUGACGUUGGCGCGGAGACAAGCGGAGACGAAUAA
Molecule: messenger RNA, 2244 nt
Organism: Aspergillus nidulans FGSC A4
Lineage: Eukaryota; Fungi; Ascomycota; Eurotiomycetes; Eurotiales; Aspergillaceae
Product: putative meiosis specific protein Hop1
Exons: 11
Coding region: 1-2244 (747 amino acids)
Cellular component (GO): nucleus; chromosome
Source: RefSeq, a predicted model, not a curated record